Messenger RNA from Podospora bellae-mahoneyi, 222 nucleotides. RefSeq lists its product as uncharacterized. Bases 1 to 222 code for a protein of 73 amino acids. NCBI's taxonomy places the organism in Eukaryota, Fungi, Ascomycota, Sordariomycetes, Sordariales, Podosporaceae. The record is from RefSeq and is a predicted model, not a curated record. The transcript is spliced from 2 exons.
AUGGAUUUGGCUGCUUCAAAGUGUGCCAUCUGCGACAUCUAUUGUGUGUCUCCGCAUGAGCGCUCGGUCCCGUCGUUGCAAGUGCACGGCUUCAAGAUGGGAUCCAACCAAUCAGCAGCCCCAAUCACCCCCCUGGACGCCUGGGCGGGGGUCUUGGAAUCGCCACUUCUCGCCAAACAAGUGCCGGAAUUGGGGGGGGCAAUUGAGGCUUGCCAGGCUUGA